AGAGCAAAGUUUACGGUAUCAAUGAUCUGGCAACCCUCCCAGGUUGGCGCCCCUAUUCUCCUCGCUUGCGUUUUGUUUCCCCCACUGCUGCUCAGUUAAUUUCGACUUUUCGGCGUGUUCGCUUUUCAACGGGCGCUUCAGUUCGCUUUUGGGGGCUUGUUCGCUUUUUGGAUCUCCACUGGCGCUGAGUGAAUGGUUUUAUGUUGUAUGCGCAGCGCACUUGAUGGAAAUUGUUGUCAUUGUUUUAGUUGUGUGUGCAAUCGGAUGUUCGCUAUCUCCGUCGCACAGCGGUAACGUGUGUGCGUGUGUGUUCCGUUCGCGUCGUUCAUUGAUUUCCUAAUUAAGUUUAUAAUUAAAAUUAAUUGAAAAAUUACUCGCUUAUGUACAUUCAUACAUACAUUUGUAUGUGUGCGCUGGCAUGUACAGACAUGUAAAUUGGCUAACGGCGUGUGAAAGCCCAUUAAAUUAGUUCUGUUAUUUAUAAGCUCCCCUCGUACAAACACUUUUAUAAAAAAAAUUGUUUGAUUUCGAAAAUGAAAUUGUGCCAAAAGCAUCAACACGAAAGAGGUGGUCCUGCGGAACGCCAAACGAUGUGGCAACCCUAGGCAAAUGAACUGUUUUACCUGCCCAAAAACGCACAAUAGCAACAACUACAAGAACGGUUGAAAGAGAGCGAGCGGACGGCACAACGGAUAAUUUAGUGGAAUUUUCAAAAAUAGCAAAGCCAGCAACAACGAAUGGCAGCCAUAAUCCCCCAGCGAGAGCACAAUAAUCAAAGAUUAAAUCAGGUUUAUAUGGAAAGGGUUAGCAUGGCGCAGGAAGAAAUACACGUUUCCUAGCGCAACAACAACUGCAACAACUACAAACACCUACAACUGAUUAUACUCUCACACGACGAGAAAAACGAGAGAAUGCGAGAGUGCCAGAGAGUAACUGUGUUUAUGCGGAGAAUUUCAUGAUUUCAAGAAUUUCAGCUAAAGCCCAUCGUUUAUGCGACAUGAUGGAGUUAAUGCAAUGAAAAGAACAAGAAUAUUUACAUUUAUGUUGGAAAAUUGAUUGCUUAAUUUCAUGCACUGGAGCUUGAGUUGGAGCUGCACUGGCGGUCAUUGGCUGAGCCAUACAUUUAAAACAAAAUUACAUAAAUAAACCAAAAUCAUUUUGGUUAUGCGUAACGCAGUUCAAGGAAUGCAAAAUUCAUGAACUAGAAAAGGACUUGCCAUAAACACAGUAACAUAGAGAGUGAGAGAGAGCGCGUGAGAGCAAAGGCGGCGACGCCGGCAGAGCACAAACUGCCGUCGCAGCGCUUGCAUGUUUUUCGCUCAUUUUUCUUUCGUGUGCGUUGCGGCGAUGUUGUGUUUUCUCACGGCGGUGAAAACACUCUGCAACGACUGUGACAACAACAGCAACCACGAUAAGAUUUUCCGUUUUCCCGUAUGGAAGCAGAAGCACUAGCGGCAUUUGUUUUGAAAGUAAAGCAAAGGCGAGCGAGAAAAACGAAAAUAUAAAGCAGAGGAAGACGGAAAAAGCAACGCCGCUGCCGACCGCGCCUCGCUAUAUGUGCAUGUGUGGUGUUGUGAGCGUGUGUGUCUGUGAGCCUACCGCCUGUCUGUGUGUAAGUGGGCGCGAACGUGCGGCCGAAAAGGAAGUGAAAAUAGUGCAAAAAGGCCAAGUAAUAAUAAUAAUAAUAAAAUAGGCAAAAAGACAGGCCCCAAAAGAGACCGACCAGACCAGUUUCAAAAAGCGCCUAUUUCGAGGCUCUUUGUUUCAUGUGUAUUGGUACGUGUGUGAGUGGCACCAACAACAACAACACAAGCAGCAACAAAAACAACAACUAGAAGCGACCACAUACGGUGGAAAAGGCCUUUUUUCAAGGAGCGAAAGGCAAUGCGCGAACGAGCAAUAAGAAUAAUAAAUUACACUUUGCUAUAAUAAGAAAAAUUUAUACAUAUAUACACACAAGCGGGAGAGGCCCACACACACAUGUGUUUUUCCUCGAUGUGAGUGUGUGGAAAAUUGUAAUAAAAUAUGAACCGCAGAAGCAGCAGCAAAACGAGAAAAACGAGAGAAAAUUUCGAAAUAUCGCAUGUGCCAUUUUAAGCUUUAAAUAAAUUAUAACGUACAGUAUUACACACAAAAGAAAAAACAAAUAACACAAUAAAUACAACAAUUGAACAAAAUGUCCUGCAUAUCGAGCAACUUUAGCUCCUUCUUCCUCAACUCGCUCAACGAUCCUUCAGAGUUUUCCAAGUACUUGAGCAAUGGCGAGCUCAAAUGCACUAAUUUCGAGGAAUUUCAAGUGUUUGGCUGCGGCGCAGGCGCGGCGACGCAACAGCAGCAGCAGCAGCAACAACAUCAGCAGUAUUCCCACACACAUUUACCCAAUGGCAGUUCAGCGACAGCAGCAGCGGAUUUUCCCAAUUACGAGGCAACGUCAACGCCGCAGCGGGAAAACUCCUCCUCCGUUAACUCAGGUAGUUCUGUUAAUCCCGCACACUAUGCUUCCGCCGCUGCCUCAGCCUCUGCCAGCGUCGAGGCCAGCGCAUCAGCAGCCCCGACGUCGAAUCCAGGAAUCGCAGGAGCAGCAGGAUCAACGCCCCUCACCACCACCCCCCCGAGUAAUCGCUGGCCCACUGCGGUGGCCACGCCCAAUGGCCAUCAAUCCACCGCCUCUGCUGCGGGCUCAGUGCCCCAGCACUUCGAUGGAUCCUUUGAGUUUAUCAAAUAUCUGCGACACUCCACGGAUUUUACGCCGAGCACACCGAGCAGCGCCAGCGAAACUAGCUCCUGUCCGGAAAAGCCGGUCAGUGGUAAAACGGGUGUUUCAGCAGGCGCCACACCACCACCGCCUGCCCAAUCGCCUGUGGCCGGUGGUUUGAUCGAUCUGGAUACUAGCACCUCGCAGAAAUCACGAUCUGCCUCCCGCAAAGUGGCAGCUUUGUUGUCUUCCGUUUCGCGGGCUUCCAAUAGUCUGGUGGACACCAGCUCCUCCGCACUGGAUGUCUUCGAUCACGAUUCAAAACAGACGAUCUUUGACCUACAGCACAUUGCCUCCAACGGAUCGUCCAAUUCGAAUGAAUCUUCGUUGGAAAUGCUAGCAUUUCCCAAUUCGCACCUCAAUGCCUCCAAUUCGAACACCUCAUCCGAAGGAGCGGCCUGCGGUAGUGCGGGAGAAUUCGGAGGACUGUUAACUGGCGCCAGUUGCUCCUCCUCCACGGCUUCCUCAUCCUCGCUUGCCCCGAAACUCCUUGGAAGCUUUGUGAUCAAGGAGAACUUCGAAGUGCAUCCAUCGCACAAAGUGGAAGAGGGCAUCUUCCAACACAUGAACAAGCUGCCAUCGAAAAAGAAGGAUACGCUGAAGCAGCUAGGAGUUCGGUUCACCGGCCAGAUGACGCUGACGGACAAAUCGAUUGUGGUGGAGAACUUCAUCAAGUUCUGCGAGGAAUACGACAUCAAGGACCACAGGCCAUGGCUGUCACUGAAUCAGUGCGGUUUGAAUAAGCCCGAGCAGAUCAAAUUCGCUCGAUAUCUGGGCCAGGGACUGCCGACGUUUACGCUCUUCUGCAUUUAUAGCAAUUUUAAGAAUCUGUUCUGCACCAAACGCACGGAAAUCUACACGAAGGAUGGCUACAAUCUGCCUUAUAUACUCGACAAAACCAAGCGCUUCCUGGCCAACACAACAGCUGGCGACAAUACCAACAACAACAUCACCAACAACACCAGUAACAAGACCAACAACAACACCAGCACAACAACAACAUCCACACCGGUCAAACAGACACCACAACAACAGCACCAGCAGCAAUCCGAGCAGGAUCCGCUGGCACCCAACUCACCUGCAACACCGAAACUUGCAGCAGCAGCAUCAGCAGCGGCGGUUACAGCAACACCAGCGGCAUCAUCGGUGCUGGGAGCAGUCACGCCAGCACAUACAGUACCACGCACAAGACCAGCCACGCCCACAAUGCCAGCAGGAGCAGUAGCUGGAACGCCUACGACCCCACAGCAACAGCAACAGCAGCAUCUGCAGCAGCAACAUCAACAGCAGCAGCAACAGCAUAUGUUGCAGCAUCCGCACACGCACCCGCAUCCGCAUGCCCAGCACUCGCAUCCGCACACGCUACCCCAUUCACUUCCGCACCACCUGCAGCCUGGAACCCCAACGCGCAGUUCUCAUCCUCAGCUGCCCCAUCCGCAUCACUAUCCACCAUCGCCACACUCUCAUCCGCACCACCAGCCGGGGCAUCACGGUCAUCCACAUGCCCAUCACUUUGCCUAUGCCCAUGGUCAUCCGCAUCCGCAGCAGCAUCAUCCGCACUACUAUCCGCAUCCACACGCACAUGUCCAGCAUAUGGCGGCGAUGGGAUAUCCGGGACCACCUCCAAACGCACAGCAGGCGGCUGGGGGAGGAAGUGUUGGUGCCGGAGGUGCUGGUGGAGCAACAGGAGGAGCUGGAUCCGCAGGAGGAGGCGGGCCGUUGCCGCCCACGGCCAUGUGAGAUUGGGGUCGGCGUGGCGCCAAGGACAGCGGUGGUGGCGCCACCUGUUGACACACAUAGGCUGUUGCAGAAGGACAUGGCAGAGGAUUCAGGAUUUUGGUCCAUCCCCCAUCAUCCUCCCAACCUGUCCUAGAUUAUAGUUUUCCGUUGAUGUGCAUCGUCAUAUUAGUUUUUUAGUGUGCUCCUCGUUUUUAGUUUAUGUUUCGUUUAUUUAGACUAAUUUUACACAAGCUUUUUGCCAAAUUUUAUAAAACUAUGCAAAUUUUGCAUAGACGUUUGACGACGAUAAAAUGAAAUUGUUGGACAACGAUCGAUCAUUACCCCCAAACUAUGCAAUGUUAUUCCUUGAAAAGAGAUUAUUACAUUUACACACAAACAUCACACUUUUACACAAUCACCAACACGAACACACGAGUAUAGAAAAUCAUGCUAAUGCUAUUUAAUAUGGUAAUAUAAAUAUAUAUUUUAGUAAGCCAGGAACAAAUGAUAUAUAUGUUAAUGUAAAACCAAUCCUAACUAAACACAACACGAUAUAUAUGGAAAUUGUUUGCGAACCCAGAAAAUAUAUAUACACACCUAGCAAGAAGCGAUUGAGAGAAAAUCGA
Messenger RNA from Drosophila erecta, 5100 nucleotides. RefSeq lists its product as uncharacterized. Gene Ontology annotation, biological process: signal transduction. Bases 2177 to 4495 code for a protein of 772 amino acids. The transcript is spliced from 5 exons. The record is from RefSeq and is a predicted model, not a curated record. NCBI's taxonomy places the organism in Eukaryota, Metazoa, Arthropoda, Insecta, Diptera, Drosophilidae.